CUGCUGCCCCCAGCACGCAUCAUCAUGCUUCACAGCCGGAAGAGCCAGCGCGACACGCUUGAAGCGGGCCUUGAGGCCGAAAAAGAGGCUCCGGGCCUGGUGGGCGCACAGGUCCCUGUGGCUGAGGAGGGGGCCCCUGCCUCCUCGCUCUCUGCUCUGACGGAGGGCACCGCCGACGCCGUGCCUGCCGCUGGGGUGCGAAGUGUUCCCCAGCGUCCGCAGAGAGCCCGCUCCUCCUCCGUGGCCCUCGAAGCCGCUCCACUGAGCAAAUCAAAUGAGGGCUCCAGCGGCCGAGAAGGGGGUAUGAGCAGUGACGUGCUAAACAAGAAGGUGGCUGAAUUGGUGCAGUUCUUAAGUGUCAAGUAUGUAAAACAGGAGCCCGUCUCAAAGGCAGAAAUGCUGAGGAGCGUCAUCAAAGAGCACCAGGGCCACUUCUGGGCGAUCUUCAGCAAAGUGUGUGAGUGCGUGGAGAUCGUCUUCGGCAUCAAAGUGAAGGAAGUGGGCCCCUCCGGCCGCUCCUAUGUGCUCGCGAAGACACUCGACCUCACCUACAACGGGAUGCUGAGUGAUGACCAGGGCGUGCCCAAGACCGGCAUCCUGACACUUAUCCUGGGUGUGAUCGUCAUGCAGGGCAACCGGGCCCCCGAGGAGGACAUCUGGGAAGUGCUGAGUAUUAUUGGGGUGUAUGUUGGGCAGGAGGAUUUCAUCCACAGGGAGACCAAGAAGCUCAUCACCAAAGAGUUGGUGGAGGAAAGGUACCUGGAGUGCCAGCAGGUGCCCAACAGUGACCCUCCACGGUACGAGUUCCUGUGGGGUCCGAGGGCCUACGCUGAAACCAGCAAGCUGAGAGUCCUGGAGUUUUUUGCCAAGAUCAAUGAGACUGACCCCACUGCAUUCCCACCCUGGUAUGAGGAAGCUUUGAGAGAUGAGAAAGAGAGAGCCCAGGCCAGAGCUGCCGUGGGGGCUAAUACUUCUGCCAUGGCCAGUGGCAGCGCCAGUGUCAUGCCCAGCAGCCUCUCCUGCCCUGAGUGA
Messenger RNA from Kogia breviceps (pygmy sperm whale), 1032 nucleotides. RefSeq names its product putative MAGE domain-containing protein MAGEA13P. Bases 25 to 1032 code for a protein of 335 amino acids. Gene Ontology annotation, cellular component: nucleus. The record is from RefSeq and is a predicted model, not a curated record. The transcript has a single exon. Lineage: Eukaryota; Metazoa; Chordata; Mammalia; Artiodactyla; Physeteridae. Gene Ontology annotation, biological process: negative regulation of transcription by RNA polymerase II.